CCAGUUAUAACUGCUUGUUCUAACAGCAUCUGUUUCUCUCAUCUUUGCUCAGCGACGCUCACAUCUACUUGCUAUGGUCAAGUCAACUCUGAUUGUCCGGGCAUCGGAUGCCCUUCCCUUGGCUGCCAGCGUGGACGACGAACAGACGGAACAACAACUGCAAGAGCACAAGCAACAAGCCAAGCUCGUCUUCCGCCGUAUAACUCCCAAUGCGGAGCCUCGGUGUUCGAUCGAAAGCGGCGCAUAUACCCUACACUACCUCAUUGCCGAUAAUGUGGUCUAUCUGACGAUCACGGACAAAGCAUACCCCAGAAAACUCGCCUUCUCGUACCUAGACGAGUUGGCCAAGGAGUUUAAUCUGACAUACGGCCCCAAGGUUGAAGGCGUACGGAAGCCAUAUGCAUUUGUUGGAUUUGAUACUUUCAUGUCGAAAACGUCACGGCUAUAUGCUGACACGCGGACAGCAACUGCCGGCGAUGCUAUGGGCAAGCUGAAUGACGAACUUCAAGAUGUGACGCGGAUAAUGACGAAGAACAUGGAGGAGCUGUUGUGGCGAGGAGACUCGCUAGAUCGGAUGUCACACUUGUCGACAUCGUUGCGGUCGGAGUCUGAGAAGUACCGCAAGGCCGCUCGGAAGAUCAACGUGGACGCGAUGAUUCGGCAGUACGCACCGGUGGCGGCUAUCGUGUUCAUCCUCGUUAUUCUGCUCUGGUGGAGGUUCUCAUAGAUCAUGACUCGUUGGGGAUCACGGCUAAGGCCUCGGAGAUGUCGACUGGAUAUACCUACGCUACUACACUUUGUACACUUUUUCUCGCCAUCUGCUUUCGCAAUACGCAUGCUACGCUCCUCGUAGUGUUUGAUAUCGGUCAAUAGAGUGUAUCUGCA
Messenger RNA from Punctularia strigosozonata HHB-11173 SS5, 885 nucleotides. RefSeq names its product protein transport protein Sec22. The record is from RefSeq and is a predicted model, not a curated record. Gene Ontology annotation, biological process: retrograde vesicle-mediated transport, Golgi to endoplasmic reticulum; endoplasmic reticulum to Golgi vesicle-mediated transport; vesicle fusion with Golgi apparatus. Bases 74 to 727 code for a protein of 217 amino acids. NCBI's taxonomy places the organism in Eukaryota, Fungi, Basidiomycota, Agaricomycetes, Corticiales, Punctulariaceae. Gene Ontology annotation, cellular component: SNARE complex; endoplasmic reticulum membrane; endoplasmic reticulum-Golgi intermediate compartment. Gene Ontology annotation, molecular function: SNAP receptor activity. The transcript is spliced from 6 exons.